This is a messenger RNA of Rhipicephalus sanguineus (brown dog tick), 552 nucleotides long. RefSeq names its product programmed cell death protein 6. Lineage: Eukaryota; Metazoa; Arthropoda; Arachnida; Ixodida; Ixodidae. Bases 1 to 552 code for a protein of 183 amino acids. Gene Ontology annotation, molecular function: calcium ion binding. The transcript has a single exon. The record is from RefSeq and is a predicted model, not a curated record.
AUGACCUCGUACGAGCGAGCCCCAACGCGACCUCCCAGGGCGAAUACCAACUAUCUGCAAGAGCUCUUCAACAACGUCGACAAAAACAGAAGCGGGAGAAUCAACGCGAAUGAGCUGCAGAGUGCUUUAUCCAACGGCACAUGGAAGCCGUUCGACCCAGACACGGUUCAAAUGAUGAUGAACAUCUUCGACCGAAACCGCAGCGGUAAAAUCGACUUCGGAGAGUUCACGUCCCUGUGGAAUUACAUUAACGACUGGAUCAAGUGCUUCGAGGGCUUCGACAAGGACCGGUCUGGUUCCAUUGACAAGCAUGAACUGCGGGAUGCCCUGACUAGCUUCGGCUACCGCUUGGGCGAUCAAACACUGGACACCUUGCUGAUGAAGUACGACAAGGAUCGAAAAGGCUCUAUUAACAUCGACGACUACGUUCUGUGCUGCGUCAACCUAGAGACCCUGACAACGGUCUUCCGGAGCUACGACACUGACAGAGACGGUUUUAUCACCCUCAGCUAUGAAGAUUUUCUCAAACUAGGACUGAGCCUGAAUCCGUGA